Penicillium nucicola is the source of this 2052-nucleotide messenger RNA. Its product is annotated as aromatic amino acid ammonia-lyase. Gene Ontology annotation, biological process: L-phenylalanine catabolic process. Bases 1 to 2052 code for a protein of 683 amino acids. The record is from RefSeq and is a predicted model, not a curated record. NCBI's taxonomy places the organism in Eukaryota, Fungi, Ascomycota, Eurotiomycetes, Eurotiales, Aspergillaceae. Gene Ontology annotation, cellular component: cytoplasm. The transcript has 3 exons. Gene Ontology annotation, molecular function: ammonia-lyase activity.
AUGAUGAGACACCUCGAAAAAGUUCAUCAGGCCUUUAGCCUUCUCGAGAAUGCAAAGGAAACCGACGCCAUAUCAUUGAGUGGCGAUCGAAAGUCGCUGGAACUUGCGCAUCUUGUUGCGGUGGCCAGGUCUUCUGUAACUGUCUCCUUGUCCACGACUAGUGCAAUUGAGAAACGUGUGCAGGAAAGCAUUGACACACUCAAUGCCCAUCUCAACAACGGGGAAGAUAUCUAUGGAGUCAAUACUGGAUGUGGCGGUAAUGCCAACUCGCGAACAGGAAAAGUCGAACUGCUUCAAAAAGGCUUUCUGCAACAUCAUCAGAGUGGUAUCCUACCAGGUCUUCCAAAUGGUUACAACAAAGCCUAUGCUCUGCCGGAGGAUGUGACACGAGGUGCAAUUCUACUGCGCUGUAACUCACUAAUACGGGGACAUUCGGCCGUGGGCAUGGACAAGAUCCAGCUGCUGAUUCAAGCAAUGAACAAGGGAAUUACGCCUAUCAUUCCCUUGAGAGGUAGCAUUUCGGCAUCUGGUGACCUUGGUCCACUUUCAUAUGUUGGUGGCCUACUUGAAGGAAAUCCAGGAAUCUUUGUGCAGGUCAAGCCCAAAAAGAGUGAGAAUCAUGUAACAGUGAUGUCGGCUGCAGACGCAUUGCGCCAGGCGAGCCUUUCACCUGUGACAAUGAGGGCUAAGGAAGCCCUUGGAUUAAUCAAUGGAACUGCCCCGAGCGCCGCUGCCGCCGCACUGGUGCUACAUGACGCCCAUAUCCUUGCUCUUCUCGCGCAGUUGCUGACUGCCAUGACCACGGAGGCCCUCCUCGGGUCAGUGGACAACUACCAUGACUUCAUUUCCCAAUGUCGACCACACCCAGGACAGAUCGAAGUGGCUGAUAAUAUCCGCUCAUUUCUCAUUGGGUCUCACCUCAGCAUCGAAAUGAACAUCAAACAGCAAGGCCUGGUACAAGAUCGGUAUGCAUUGCGUACUGCACCUCAAUGGAUUGGUCCUGUGCUUGAAGAUCUUAUGCUUGCAGACGACCAAGUGACCACUGAGUUGAACUCGUCCACCGACAAUCCUCUCAUUGAUGUAGCAGGAGACCGUUUCCACCAUGGUGGCAACUUUCAGGCUGCAUCUGUCACGACUGCGAUGGAAAAGACCAAGACUGCAAUCGUCAUGCUUGGUCGACUGAUAGCCUCACAAUGUCAAGAGCUCGUGAAUCCAGCCAUCAACAAGGGUUUGCCACCUAAUCUUUGUUUUGAUGAUCCUAGCCUCUCAUUUACAUGCAAGGGGACUGAUGUCAACAUGUCGGCCUAUCUUUCAGAGCUGGCAUACCUUGGAAACUCGGUUGUUAGCCAUGUACAGGUUGCCGAGAUGAACAAUCAGUCUGUUAACUCGCUAGCCCUUGUUACAGCUCGAUAUACAGCCGAAUCAGUUGAUAUUCUCACGAUGAUGUGCGCAGUACAUCUUUAUUCUCUUUGCCAAGCACUUGAUCUACGCGCUUUGGAUGAAGAUUUCUUUGACACAACUAAGUCAAGGUUGGCUGUACUUCACAGAGAGAUCUGGUAUUCUUGCCACGGAGCUAUGGUGUUCACUGAUUUGUGGACGGAGAUCACAGAAGCCUGGCAUACGUACAAUGAAUCCGAAGUCGAGACUCGGUGUAAACAGGUGGCAAGAGAUUCCGCACAUGCAAUUUUCGAUCACUUCACUCGCGGUGAUAUAGACCCAUCUUCCUAUGCAUUGAUUCCGAAAUGGACAACUGCUGUUACAUUGACGCUAAUCGAGGAUCAUCAACGAACACGCAAACAAUUCUUGGCCCAACAAUCUACUCCGAAAUACUUGGCACCUGCAACGAGGGAGAUCUAUCAAUGGAUACGUCAUGUUCUUCAGGUUCCGCUCCAUCGUGGGCUGGUUGACCACCCAGGUUCCUUGGGGGGUAAUCUUGAUGACGAUGGAAGACAGAAGGAGACCAUUGGAACAAACGUCACAAAGAUCUACAUGGCCAUUCGUGACGGUCAGGUCACCACUCCGCUCUUCAAGGUAAUCCAAAAGCUAUACUAG